UACCACCUCGCCUGUGCCGUCCGGUUCCUACGCCGCUGCUGCUGCCGCCUCUGCCGCUCAUCCAGCCUCUCCUCCCAAGAGAUCCUCAGCGAGCACACAAGAUGUUCUGCGCGCGUCGGUGGAUGCCAAUGAGACAGCUGCCCCUCGUCCAAUUCCGUCUCGAAGGUGUCUGACGAGGGUAACGCUGGUCCGGUGACCCCCAAGCCCGAGGAGCAUGCUCCGAUCCUUGAUUCACUGCUAGACAUGAACAUGGAGGGAGAGCUGUUCGACAGUGAUGGUGAAAAUAAGGCUGAGGUCGACCGUCAACUGAAGGAGGCAGAAGAUGUACAGUUCGUCAAUACAUCCCGCCGCGAGCUAGUGCCCGAGCGACUCGGAGGACAGACGCGCGGUCGGACGACUGUUACGGCCAAGCAAGUAGCCCACAAUGUUGCGGAGGAGCAUCAGCUGACGCAGCCGAUGCCCACUUUACGCGAGCGGUCCGUUUCCCCGGGCAGCCUGCCCGCUCGGCGGGAGCCUCUCUACGCAUGUUCGGCAAGUGUCAUCGCCGUUUACUCGUUGAAACUGCUAAUCGCAUUUGACGUCGUUGAGGUCGAGCCCGAACCUGUUACUCACCGUUUUCCUCGUCGCGCCAAGAUUGUUGCAAUGAAGCGCAGCAAGGCCGAGUCAAGUGAAGAGGAGUCGGAUCUUGAGGACGUCUACAUGCCUGACACUGCGGACGAUGAUGAGGAGGACGAGACGGUGCCCUCUAAGAAGGACGGGUCCGUCAACCCGCCCUUCUCUUUCCAAAACCCCGUUCAUCCUCCGGCGUACCUUCCGUUGUGGUGUGCCCCAAUGCAUGCGAUCCAGUGCCUCCUAUGCUUCCGCCAGCAGGUUCCCAACUCAUGCUUCUUCAUGGAGAAGCAUUCGCAGUGCCUGAAGUGCCAGCGGCUUCACAAAAGCUGUCGCUUUUGGUCGCUGUGGUCGGAGCCGGACCCCAAGGACGUCGACAAUUGGGUACCCCUUCCCCAGAUCUAUGAGAAGCGCGGUUGGAGAGUACCAUAUAAGCGCAGCCGGCCUGCCGUCGACUUCCUGCCGCACAUUGUUAUGCGUAACCUUGCACCGAAGUACUCGGGUGCGGCUUCGUCGAACAAGGUUGCUCGUUCGUUCUCGAAUGCUGAUGCUGCCUCUUCCUCGCGCGAGGCCCGCUCGGGCACGAAGGCUCGCAAGGACGCGAAAGCUCCUUCGUCCUCUCCUGCCGCUCGCCCAUUGAAAAGUACGAAGUCGGCUGCUUCAUUGAAGGAUAUCGAAGUUGAGUGGUCGCGUGGCGAAGUGCGUAGUGUCGCGGCUGAGUUAUGGGGAGCGACGAAGCAAAGCAGGAUAUAGAUUGCGCAGAAUUGAAUAAAUUCAUCGUCUCCAUCGUGCACUGUAGCCCAAAGUGGCCUUAAAAUGUUUGCUGUAUCAUCGUCAUCGCUGC
This is a messenger RNA of Laetiporus sulphureus 93-53, 1453 nucleotides long. RefSeq lists its product as uncharacterized. The transcript has 2 exons. Lineage: Eukaryota; Fungi; Basidiomycota; Agaricomycetes; Polyporales; Laetiporaceae. Bases 244 to 1362 code for a protein of 372 amino acids. The record is from RefSeq and is a predicted model, not a curated record.